Messenger RNA from Durotheca rogersii, 882 nucleotides. Its product is annotated as cytosolic large ribosomal subunit protein L30. Gene Ontology annotation, molecular function: structural constituent of ribosome; RNA binding. Gene Ontology annotation, cellular component: cytosolic large ribosomal subunit. The record is from RefSeq and is a predicted model, not a curated record. The transcript has 3 exons. The coding region runs from base 302 to 631 and encodes 109 amino acids. NCBI's taxonomy places the organism in Eukaryota, Fungi, Ascomycota, Sordariomycetes, Xylariales, Xylariaceae.
ACGGAUGAAAUUCCAGACUUUGAUUUCAAAGCAAGGAGAGUCACAAAAGCGGAUUCGGUGGCGGGGGCCCUCAUUGGCCCGCUCACCUAAGCAAAGAGUGGAGUUAGGGCUGAAACCAUCGGCUACCGGAAGAUCUCGGUUCCGUCUCCACAACUACCACCCCGCCGAGCACUUUCUGUGGUUUUUGGCCCGUCGUUUUCGCUUUUGGCAGUAAUGUGCACCUUCUUCAUCUUCUCCUCAGCAUCGUUCCGUUUUUGCCAGCAGUACCCACACCCGCAUUCACGCAGCCAUAUUCGACAAGAUGCCUCCUAAGAAGAACAAGAAGGAUGCCAACAGCAUCAACUCGCGCCUUGCGCUUGUCAUGAAGUCUGGAAAGGUCACUCUCGGCUACAAGUCGACCCUCAAGAGCCUGCGAUCUGGCAAGGCCAAGCUGGUCAUCAUCUCCGGAAACACGCCGCCGCUGCGCAAGUCUGAGUUGGAAUAUUACUCGAUGCUGUCCAAGGCCCCCGUUCACCACUUCUCGGGCACCAACAUCGAGCUGGGCACCGCCUGCGGUAAACUCUUCCGCUGCUCCACGAUGGCCAUCAUAGAUGCUGGUGACUCGGAUAUCCUCGCCGACCAGCAGGCCUAGGAAGUUUAGACUAGAACACGGCAUCGUGGAACGGCGUUGGGGUUCAAAUCUGGGGAGGGACAGGGUCGUCGCGGCUCGUCGUUCGCGUACGAUUCCCGCUGGUAUCUCUUGCGUAUUUGCAAGUGCCUCUUCGGAGAGCGCAGCUCCUAGAGGGAUUCUUUGAGUAGCCUCUCUUUAGACGACUACUGAAUGUCAAUUAGGACGAAAAAAAAAGGUUAACCUGAUACAAAAUACAAGUGAUACCCAAGCAG